AUGAAUUUGUAAUGUGAAUAGCCUUUUUAAUAUAAAAAACUUAGAUCCCAAUCCCUCAGUCCCUACAACAAUUCCAAUUUCAUAAAGCAACUAAAAAAAUAACUACACUAUCCUCCCCAAAAGGCAAUGGAAUUAUAAACUUUUGAGUAUCUGCAAAACCAAGAAUAAAUCGAAACCAAUAUAAUUGGCUCAGGUAAUUAACAGCUUGUAACUUACAUAAGAUUCUAUGAAAUACUAUUCCAAAACAAUCAAAAGCAGAAAGAACUCAUUAAUAAUUGAAACAGACUCUUAUCCAAUCAAUGAAAAUGUCGGAUAGAGUGUGGCAAUCAAUCAAUUCAACCACUGCACUCCAAAGAUUGUAAUAGUUAAGAACUUGUAACAGAAAAUAACCAGGAGAAAGCCACUACCCAUAAACCCUAUCAAUCCCCAAGAUUGUAACGAUGAAGAAACCAUUCAACAUAGUAUCGUAGUUUAGAGUCAAAAUAAUGGGUCAACAAUUGAAACGAAAAGAGAAAACAUAACCAUCCUACCCCAAAUUAAGAAAUCCAAAAUCCUAAUGGGAGAGGAACAACCAAUCAAGAGAUCAGCAAGAUACGAAUAAUUAAUGGUAUUAAAAUACUAAAUUAGAAAAAAACCUGUGAUGACCAACUCAAUGAAUUACAAUCAUUGAUUAAGAAAAUGUAAAAAUAGCCAAUCAUAAAGAAGGAGAAAAAAGUAACCUUUCUUAUUUGA
Messenger RNA from Paramecium octaurelia, 732 nucleotides. The record is from the annotation of a GenBank genome assembly. NCBI's taxonomy places the organism in Eukaryota, Ciliophora, Oligohymenophorea, Peniculida, Parameciidae.